GUGAGCACAUCAACCUCAAGGUAGUUGGGCCAGAAGACGAGUCUGUGGUGCAGUUUAUAAUUAAGUGGCAUACACCUCUUAGCAAACUCAUGAAGGCCUACUGUGAGAGACAGGGCUUGACGAUGAGGCACAUCAGGUUCCGGUAUGGCGGAGAGGCCUUCUAUGACACGGACACACCUGCACAGUUGCAGAUGGAAGAUGAAGAGGUAAUUGACGUAUUUCGGGCCUUCCCUUACCCAAUGAGCCUUACAAACCAAAACAGCGAGCACAUCAACCUCAAGGUGGUUGGGCCAGACGGGCCUGUGCAGUUUAAACUGAACCUCUGGACACCUCUCAGCAAACUCAUGAAGGCCUACUGUGACAGACAGGGCUUGACGAUGAGGCACAUCAGGUUCCGGUAUGGCGGAGAGGCCUUCAAUGACACGGACACACCUGCACAGUUGCAGAUGGAGGAUGAAGAUGAAAUUGACGUAUUUCGUGCCUUCCCUUACCCAAUGAUUAUCCCUCGUCAAAGACAAGGCAAUUUGUCUGAAUAGGUUGGAGGAUUGAUGUUGGCCUAUUUCAGCAGCAAACACGAGGUCUUAAGUAAAAGUCAAGAAUCAUCCUUCUCCCACCUCUUCCCAGCAAUGUGGCCCAUCUCUCCUUCUUCUCUCCUCCCUUGCCUGCUCCCUUCCUCCUUUCUGCUUCUCAUCCCAUCUCUCCUUCUCCUCCCCUCUCUCCUUCUCUCUCUCUAUCUCCUCUGUUCUUAUGUUCCUAUGCCAAAACCAUACGGACUGAGGUUCUCACGGUUCCACACACAUUAAUAGGUUAUAGGCCUACAGUGUCUUCAUUUUUUUUCUUCCUUUGUCUUUAUUUUUAUACAUUGGAAAUAUUUUCUCAAGAUUUGACCAUAGUUUAGCCUAACUGAGCAAUAAAGGCCCAACGCACAACUGUGCAUGACGGUUUGUGGGCAAAUGUAAAACCAAAGUGAUUUUUUU
Messenger RNA from Engraulis encrasicolus (European anchovy), 977 nucleotides. Its product is annotated as small ubiquitin-related modifier 2-A-like. The transcript has a single exon. Gene Ontology annotation, biological process: protein sumoylation. Gene Ontology annotation, cellular component: nucleus. The record is from RefSeq and is a predicted model, not a curated record. Bases 90 to 536 code for a protein of 148 amino acids. Lineage: Eukaryota; Metazoa; Chordata; Actinopteri; Clupeiformes; Engraulidae. Gene Ontology annotation, molecular function: protein tag activity; ubiquitin-like protein ligase binding.